This is a messenger RNA of Caenorhabditis sp. 36 PRJEB53466, 1725 nucleotides long. The record is from the annotation of a GenBank genome assembly. Lineage: Eukaryota; Metazoa; Nematoda; Chromadorea; Rhabditida; Rhabditidae.
AUGCUCGGUGAGUCGUUCUCCUCGUUUACCCGUCAUCCCCGCGUGUGCCAGUUCCAAGAGCUGCCGAAUCACUCCGCAUCCCAAAUGUGUCUUUCGGAAAACAUGAGGUCGGAGAGCCCUAAAAACUGGAUCUUUCCGUGAGCAAUUAGGGUCGUUUCAGAAUUCAUGCAGGUAAAACGGCGAUCUCGUUCUCUGAAGUUACUCUUAUGACGUGGCACCUUUCUUGUGAAAUUAUAUACGAAUUCUGAAUGUCUGUCGACGCUUCUAGACUUGUUUAUGUUUCUGUUGGAGUCGUUGUUUUGGCCUCGUCUUUUAGCACGUAUUCGGGUGAGAAGCCAUAUUGGUCUCGUCCAAGGGGAGUUUCAAACUGCCGCUCAUUGACUCGACUAUUCUGGUCAAACUAAAUACAUUCUUUUAGGGAUUCCAUUAGUUUCAUGUUCGGCGCAGUCUUGGAGUCCAGAAAGAUUCCUAGAUCAAUCAAAGACUAUUUUUUGUAAUCUCAAAACUUUCCAAAUGUUUGCACUCGUUUUCAAUGUGAACGUUCCCCAUGUUUAACAGAUUUCGACGGCAAUAGUGACCAGACGAUUCGAACAUUUCCCAAACAAAAAGCUCAAUAGCAAUUUGUUUUCGAAAACAAAGAAAGAGAGCAUCAAUAUAGUUUGCUUUCGCUUGAAAGCACAUCUGCAAUUCGUCGUUUCCUUCCAUUUCCUUUUCGACUACACACUAUGAAACUCUCUGAGCUCCCCUUUUUUCUCCUUUUCGACAGCAGUGGCCGCCCUUUGACUCAGGGUAACCGCUCGAAAUUGAUAAUGCAUUUAGGUCGCCACCAUUUCCGUGAUAUCGCUAAACGUUUUACUCGUGUCCUGCAAAAAGUACAAAAUCGCGUCGGGGUUUUUUUGCGUGGUGGUCAACCGACACAAGUGUCUCCACCAGGCGGUACCCGUUCGGUUUCCUUUCCUAUUUGUCCACCACAAACAAACAUUUUUCGCCUUCUCAAUUGACACAAGAGAACCACUGUCCACUCUCUCUCUCUCUUUUCCUCUUUCACAAUCUUUCCGCUCUGAUUUUAACGAUUUACAGCAAGAAAUCAUACGAAAAUUGAGCUGGAACUGUUUGAAUUCGGACGCGCGACAAUGGAAGUCAUCGUGGAAUGGGCGCCCGUCGUCGUCCUUCUCGUGGGGGUAAUAAACCAUUUUUUUUUCCGAAUGAAAAUGUGUGUUCUUGAAGGGAAUGUCCAUCAUUUGCAUUAUAAUUCAUCUGAUUCAGUCGACGCUCCGACCUCCAAAGUGCUGCCAGAACCCUUCAGGUAAGCGAAUCAUCUGACGGAGGUGAUUAUGAUAACAGCUAAUAAAUUAAUCGCGGCUUAUCGGGAGGACAAGUAGAAGGAGCUGAUAACUAGUGAAUGAUCAGCGCUAGUAGAACAAAGAUAUUAUCCCCCGAAAUUCUGGAAAUGUCUCUCAGCAGCCGCUACCUUUCCACAUUAGCACUCAAUUCACGUGGAGAGCGGUAGAUCGCGAUUGUUAGCAAUACAGACGCUCAACUACUAACAGCUGAUCAUAAUUCUUAUUCCUAAAUCUGUUUAGUUUUCAAACCGUUUCAGGCACUCUCAUAAUCGGUCUUCCGCAAGUGCAUCCUCAGAAUUCGUUCCGAUACGUUCGGUUGGAAAGCCAGACGAUGGACGUGGAUUCAUGGCACAAGACCCCGUUCCCUAUUUAUGACGUGUAA